Messenger RNA from Solanum dulcamara, 3328 nucleotides. RefSeq names its product probable UDP-N-acetylglucosamine--peptide N-acetylglucosaminyltransferase SEC. The record is from RefSeq and is a predicted model, not a curated record. The transcript is spliced from 27 exons. Gene Ontology annotation, biological process: protein O-linked glycosylation. Lineage: Eukaryota; Viridiplantae; Streptophyta; Magnoliopsida; Solanales; Solanaceae. The coding region runs from base 146 to 3181 and encodes 1011 amino acids. Gene Ontology annotation, molecular function: protein binding; protein N-acetylglucosaminyltransferase activity.
UAAAAACCGAAAAAGGAAAAAAUUGGGAUUCUCCAUUUUUCUUCCACGAAAAAUCUUCCUGAAGAAUUCUCCAUUUUCCGGCGAAUUUCAUUAUCUCUUUCAAUUUUUUUUGUGAAUUUGGAGGAGGUAGUGGAUGUUGUAGAUCAUGAUGUUGUCGCUGCAAAGCGAUCCACGGCAGUAUCAGCAACAGUUGUUGAUUUCUAGGGUUUCACAUGAUGGUGAUCUGAGAACCGAUUCGUCUUUUCCGUUUUAUACGGAGUCGGGGUUGUCAUCGGUGAAUAUCAAGUCUGAGUUAUCUCGAGAAGUUGAUGAGGACACACUCUUAACUCUUGCUCAUCAGAACUACAAAGCUGGAAACUAUAAACAGGCUCUAGAACAUAGCAAGUCAGUUUAUGAGAGAAAUCCCCAGCGCACUGAUAAUCUCCUUCUUUUGGGGGCUAUAUAUUAUCAGUUACAUGAUUUUGAUACGUGCAUUGCGAAAAAUGAAGAAGCCCUCCGCGUUAACCCACAGUUUGCUGAAUGCUAUGGAAAUAUGGCAAAUGCUUGGAAGGAAAAGGACAAUAUCGAUGUUGCAAUACGCUAUUAUUUGAUUGCAAUUGAGCUGCGUCCCAAUUUUGCUGAUGCUUGGUCAAAUUUAGCUGGUGCAUAUAUGAGGAAAGGAAGGCUGAGCGACGCAGCCCAAUGUUGCCGUCAGGCUCUAGCUUUGAAUCCUCGUUUGGUUGAUGCACAUAGCAAUCUUGGGAAUCUGAUGAAAGCACAAGGUUUGGUGCAAGAGGCAUACAACUGUUAUGUGGAGGCACUACGCAUACAACCUGCAUUUGCUGUUGCAUGGUCUAAUCUUGCUAGCCUCUUCAUGGAUGCUGGCGAUCUUAACAGGGCAUUGCAGUACUACAAGGAAGCUGUCAAGCUAAAACCAAAUUUUUCAGAUGCAUAUUUGAACCUGGGAAAUGUGUAUAAGGCUCUGGGGAUGCCACAGGAGGCCAUUAUGUGUUACCAGCGUGCUCUCCUUGUGCGACCAGACUAUGCUAUGGCUUUUGGCAACUUAGCUACUGUGUACUAUGAACAAGGUAACCUGGAGAUGGCCAUGCUUAAUUACAGGAGAGCUAUAACCUGUGAUGCUGGAUUCUUGGAGGCAUAUAACAAUCUGGGUAAUGCUCUGAAAGAUGCUGGUAGGGUUGAAGAGGCAAUUCAUUACUAUCGUCAAUGCCUCUCACUUCAGCCUAACCAUCCUCAAGCACUGACUAAUCUUGGAAACAUUUAUAUGGAGUGGAACAUGAUGAGUGCCGCUGCACAGUGUUACAAGACAACUUUAGCUGUGACAACUGGGCUUUCAGCUCCUUUUAACAAUUUAGCCAUAAUAUACAAGCAGCAGGGUAACUAUGCAGAUGCCAUAUCUUGCUACAAUGAGGUUCUCAGGAUUGAUCCCAUGGCAGCUGAUGGACUAGUCAAUAGAGGUAACACAUACAAGGAGAUUGGCAGAGUUAAUGAAGCUAUACAGGACUAUAUGCGAGCUAUUACCAUAAGACCAAAUAUGGCAGAGGCUCAUGCAAAUUUGGCUUCAUCUUAUAAGGACAGUGGCAAUGUGGAAGCAGCUAUAAAAAGCUAUAGACAAGCUUUGAUGCUACGUCCCGACUUCCCAGAAGCAACUUGUAAUCUUCUACACACGUUACAGUGUGUCUGUGAUUGGGAGGAUCGAGAUCAGAUGUUUAUUGAAGUUGAGGGGAUCCUGAGAAGACAGAUUAAGAUGUCAGUUAUCCCGAGUGUGCAGCCUUUCCAUGCAAUUGCUUACCCUCUCGAUCCACUGCUAGCUCUAGAAAUCAGUUGCAAGUAUGCCCAGCACUGCUCUGUAAUUGCAGCUCGCUUCUCACUUCCUUCUUUCAGCCAUCCUCCUCCAUUGCCAAUAAAGGGUGGUGGCAGGAGUGGUCGGCUUAGGGUUGGAUAUGUGAGUAGUGAUUUUGGCAACCACCCACUAUCACAUCUGAUGGGUUCAGUGUUCGGCAUGCACGAUAGAGAGAAUGUUGAGGUGUUCUGCUAUGCUUUGAGUCCAAAUGAUGGCACUGAGUGGAGGCUUCGCAUUCAGUCUGAAGCAGAGCAUUUUGUUGAUGUAGCGUCCUUGACAUCUGAUGUUAUAGCUAGGAUGAUUAAUGAGGAUCAAAUACAGAUUCUGAUCAAUCUUAACGGUUAUACUAAGGGAGCCCGAAAUGAGAUCUUUGCAAUGCAGCCUGCUCCUAUCCAGGUUUCAUAUAUGGGGUUUCCUGGAACCACUGGAGCUAACUAUAUACAUUAUUUGGUUACGGAUGAGUUUGUGUCACCUAUGCGGUACUCACAUAUUUACUCAGAGAAGCUUGUCCAUCUCCCUCAUUGUUAUUUUGUCAAUGACUAUAAGCAAAAAAACCGUGACGCGUUAGAUCCAAGCUGCCAACCCAGGCGCUCGGAUUAUGGGCUGCCAGAGGACAAAUUCAUUUUUGCUUGUUUUAAUCAGCUCUACAAGAUGGAUCCUGAGAUAUUUAAGACAUGGUGCAAUAUUCUUAAGCGUGUACCAAACAGUGCUCUUUGGCUGCUCAGAUUUCCAGCUGCAGGGGAAAUGAGGGUUCGCGCACAUGCUGCUGCACAAGGUGUUCAGCCGGACCAAAUUAUUUUCACAGAUGUUGCGAUGAAACAAGAGCACAUCAGACGCAGCUCCUUGGCAGAUCUUUGCCUCGACACGUUAGAAUAUUACAACCUUUCUUGCAUUUUGCUUUUGCAAUAUCCUGUGUUGAUUCAACUCAUGCUGAUGAAUUUGGUUUCUUUUUCUCACAGACCACUGUGCAAUGCACAUACCACUGGAACAGAUGUACUGUGGGCUGGUCUCCCGAUGAUCACCCUUCCCCUUGAGAAAAUGGCCACUAGAGUUGCUGGUUCAUUGUGUUUGGCCACAGGGGUUGGUGAGGAGAUGGUUGUUAGCAGUAUGAAAGAGUAUGAAGAGAAGGCAGUGUCACUGGCACUGAAUCGUCCCAAGCUCCAAGAUCUCACCAACAGACUCAAGGCUGUGCGCCUGAGUUGCCCUCUGUUUGACACAGGGCGCUGGGUACGGAAUCUGGAGCGGUCUUAUUUUAAGAUGUGGAAUCUCUAUUGCUCUGGCCAACAUCCUCAGCCGUUUAAAGUGACAGAGAACGACAUGCAAUUUCCUUAUGACCGGUAGAUGUAAAAACAGUAAUAUAAACAUGAUUGUAGAUAAUACUUAGAAUGUGAAGAGCUAUUUAUUGUCAAGGUUGAUUCGGUGUCUUAACUGUUAGUGAUGAUAUUUAACGGUGAGUUUUUCUAUCUUAUCUUGUACUAUUUCCUUUAA